Messenger RNA from Eurytemora carolleeae, 320 nucleotides. Its product is annotated as MICOS complex subunit MIC10. The coding region runs from base 27 to 269 and encodes 80 amino acids. Gene Ontology annotation, cellular component: mitochondrion; mitochondrial inner membrane; MICOS complex. The record is from RefSeq and is a predicted model, not a curated record. NCBI's taxonomy places the organism in Eukaryota, Metazoa, Arthropoda, Copepoda, Calanoida, Temoridae. The transcript is spliced from 3 exons.
UCAUAUUUGUUUUUUUCAUUAGAAAAAUGGCGUCAAAAUCCGAGGAAGUUUUGUGCAACAAGUUUGACUCUUGUCUCGCUGAUGCCACUGUCAAAGUUGGUGCAGGGCUCACCAUUGGAGCUGUUUCUUCCCUUCUACUCUUUAAAAGGAAGAUGUGGCCUAUCACUUUUGGCAUUGGUUCUGGGUUCGGAAUGAGCUACUCUGACUGUGAACAUGAACUGAACAACUCCAACUAUAUUCACAUCAGUAAACUCAAGAAAGCUGAAUAGAUAGAUUCAACAAUACUUUAGUCGUGUAGUUUUAUUCAUUAUUCUAUUUCA